This is a messenger RNA of Didymosphaeria variabile, 1461 nucleotides long. RefSeq lists its product as uncharacterized. Gene Ontology annotation, molecular function: protein binding. The record is from RefSeq and is a predicted model, not a curated record. The coding region runs from base 1 to 1461 and encodes 486 amino acids. The transcript has 2 exons. Lineage: Eukaryota; Fungi; Ascomycota; Dothideomycetes; Pleosporales; Didymosphaeriaceae.
AUGGUUUCCUAUCCCGACUCGCAAGGCGCAGAGCGCUCGCUCGCCAUCCGCCGCCCGCCCUCCGUCACCUCGCACUCGUCCCGCGCCUCGACCGUUCGGAGACAUCGCCCGCACCGCUCGCAUUUUGGUGGCUCCUCGUACCAGCCACAAAACGAGUUUCCCGUGUUUACGCACACUGGAGAUGUCGAGAUACUGAUCUCCAAUGGAAGGAAAGAGCAGCGCUACCUGCUCCACAAGCUCAUUUUGGCGCAAUGCUCCGGCUUUUUUGAGGCGGGACUGAGUGACGAGUGGGCGACGGCCGGUGGGAGCAGCGCGCCGAAUGCAAGCUCGGCAGCACUGGCGAGGGUCCCGCAUGGCGCUCUACAGGAAAAGAAGGUGUGGAAGUACGAGCUCGAUUGGGGCAGGGACGACGAGCUUCCUAUGCUGAUACAAAAGAAAGCGCAGCCCACAUUGUUCGGAGGUGAUACAGCGGCCUCGCAACCGCCAGUGCUCCGUAAUAAGCCGCCAGCUCCCCAAGCAGGCUUCUUCCGCAGUAUGGCCAAUUUUUCUUCCCUCCAUGUGCCCACGACUCCCAGCGACCCCGACGACGACACCUUCCGAGACUACGACAACCUGCUCCGCGUCUUCUAUAAUUACCCACCAGCCUUAGACCCGGUUAACAUUGCGAAUGCAUACGUCGAAUGCAAAUCGCUCCUUCAAAUCGGCGACAUGUACGAUGCACUUGACGUGAUAGGGCCGCGGGUAGAUCACCAUCUGCUACGGUUCCAGGGUCGGCUGUGGAAGCAGAUUGCUAAAUACCCUCCAAGCUACCUCAAGCUGGGCUACAUGGCGCGGAGCAAGGCGAUAUUUUCAGAAGCCAUGGUGCACGUGGUGGGGCAGUGGCCGCAGGGCAUGAAUCAGCUGAGAGGACAAGUCGCAGAGUCUGUACUGGAGCUGGUGGAAGACAAAGUGGACGAGAUGGAUGAGCUGAAGGCAAAGGUCGAGGUCAAACUGUUCCGGCUCACACUUACAACGAGCAGAGGUGAGCGGGUCACACCCUCGAACAACUGGCUGGAAUGGAUGGCAAUAUCCCUCUUCCGACAAUGGCUCGCAGAAAACACCACGCCCCCACCCGCGCCGAUUCUGAAAUCUCCACGCCAACCUUCGCGAAAUGGAGAGAAUGCGCCUUUGCCUCCGCCUCCCCCUUUCAAUACUGGACGAAUAUUCAAAUUACUCGGCACUGGUGGAUCCAGCUACCUAGGCCACGACGAGUGCAAGCGUUUCCUCAAGCUGAGUCCCGAACACUACAAUCGCGACAAUCUGAAGCGUUUCGAAAGACGUAUUGAAGAGAUCAAGAAUAAGGCGAAAGACGCUGUAAAACCUCUUAUGAGAAAUUUCCUCGAACUGGAUCUUAGAGAAGGUGGUUUGCCAUAUUUAACAUGUACCCGCAUCGACCCACAGGAUUUCCCGUGGGAUGAGUAG